Microthlaspi erraticum is the source of this 330-nucleotide messenger RNA. Lineage: Eukaryota; Viridiplantae; Streptophyta; Magnoliopsida; Brassicales; Brassicaceae. The record is from the annotation of a GenBank genome assembly.
AUGCCCACCGCCUCACUUCCGCCUCACUUCCUAUUCUUGCGAUUUUCCUGUCUCCAUAUCUCAUUUCCGUCACUGAUUAAAUCUCUUCGUCCAUGGAUGUGUGGUUCAGUGUCAGUCCCUUUGACUUCGGUUGACGACCUUCUAGCUGCUCCUGGAUGCGGAAACCUCACCCAGCUCGAUAAUCACAGGAUUGGUAAAACUACAUGGUUUAAACAUGACAAUGGCAAAAUCUCGAAGCAGAUUUUCAAAAAGCUGAAAUCAAAUAUCCUGCAUUCGUGUGCAAUCUCAAGAUCCCUCAGUACCAUAAUGAAGUCCAGAAGGUGCUUCUAG